This is a messenger RNA of Phanerochaete carnosa HHB-10118-sp, 2238 nucleotides long. RefSeq lists its product as uncharacterized. The record is from RefSeq and is a predicted model, not a curated record. The transcript is spliced from 2 exons. Bases 168 to 1793 code for a protein of 541 amino acids. Lineage: Eukaryota; Fungi; Basidiomycota; Agaricomycetes; Polyporales; Phanerochaetaceae.
GCCUUUAGAUGCAAGACGGGGCGGUGCAAACCGCCUCGAAGAACUCGAUGGCCAAUAUGCUUUGCAUCGGACGGCUUAGAAGCGUGUCUGCAGCCUAGAUUUGACACGACGGAAACAAAGGCAGUGCUGGGACGCCCUAUCCUUGGGAACCUUAUAUUCAAGAGGUAAUGGGGCGUCAACGUUUCAGUCGCACACCCCAUACUUCCACUCACAGCCUCGCACGCUCGCAGCCAUCCAACGUGCCUUUCCCCCUUGCUCCGCAAAUGUCGCAGACUACAGGAGCUGACUUACCACCCGAAGUACUAUCAUUCGUAUUGGCUUCUGUCGUGCCGAGCCAUAUCAAUUACCACAACUCGAGCGAGCGUCGCCGCUCCAAACACGAACUCGUCGCGCCUAGCCUCGUAUGCAGAUACUGGUCCGAAGUUAUCAGGCCUUUUCUCUUCCAAAUUCUCAUCUUGCGAAGCCAUGAAGACGUGCGAUUGUUGAAGAACGUCGUGUCCAGCCCCCGAUAUACAUCGUCGUCUCUUUUCGAGGCCAUUCAAAUUAUAGAAAUCCACCAAAAAGCUGCAGAUACCAAACCCUGGCUCCAUCACAUCCAUGGGCUCUCGACCCGACUUCGUGGUACAAUCUUCACAUGUACUGUCUUAGGCGAUGCGAACGACCCUGCGUCAACGGUCGGACGUUGGGCCCCGUUCAAAUCGCUACCCAGCCUCACUCCAUCCUAUGUACGGCUUUCAGUCCUCACCCUCGAUAGGCUCAUAUUUGCGAGCACGACAGAGCUUGCACGGGUCAUCGACAGCUUCUCCACCCUCAAGAAGUGCGACUGCUAUGCGCUUACACUCCUCGAUCCGUCGCCGGUUACCCACUCCCGCAGGAUUCGGCGACGGCUUUCGUCAUCUCUGCAGUCGUGCAGGAUGUCGCGGUGUAAGGAAAUGACGGUUCUGACACAAGCAACACUAGCCUCCGACGUUCUCGUAGCUGCUGCUCGCCUGGGGCUUGAUGAACAAACCUGGAGCGGAGUUGUGCACGCAGUACUGGCGUUAGCACCCAGUACAUUCAGAGGAGUCCUCGUACGGCUUCAUGGCCAGCGUGGUAGCAUGUUUGACGGAGCGAUAAUCUAUUGCUCUUCGCCUGUUCAAGAUGGCCCCAUGAGCGAUUAUGUCAAAGCUUAUGUACAAGUACGCCGGCUGAAUGCGAGCCCGGGCGUACCACUCCCACCCGCGUACAUCGAGAGUAUCGCCCUCGCGCUCUCAUCUACCGGCGUCCAUGACGUAGAGUCCUUCCCUUGGGACGUUUUGCAACCAGCUAUAGACCUUCCGCUCGUGCGCCACCUUCGCUUUGAAGGUCUUGACGGUCAAGAGUACGAAGCCAUGAAGAAGAUCUUAUGCUCGGUCUUGCGCCGGUCGCAGCUAACCUGGGCUCUCGAUUCGGGCAAGCUGCAGUUCAUUACUUUCGAUUCCAACCCCGUUACAAGCGCAGACGUCUUGUCUGUGCCAACGGAGCACACCGUUGACGGCAUCGCGAUCACCCUCAACACCGCCGAACAAGCCGAAUGGCUGCUGCACCCGGUCAGCCAUCCUCUGCUGGCCACGAGGAAAGAGUAUCUUCGAAAGGUCGUAGCUGAGCGCGCGAGCAUGCUCGCGUCUGCGGACACGAGCUCUGGGACUGCGCCGUCUACUGCGGGAGGAGUCCGAGAUGCGGCGGUCGGACAGGUUCAAGUGCCAGUGGUGACGACAGCCGAUAGGCAGGUAGGAAAUGCAGAGAAUAGCAGCAAGGAAGACGAGGAGAGAUGAAAGUGUCGGCAUAGAGCUAACGUGGGCAUCAGGAGCAGGAGAGGCCUUGCUGUUCGGCAGAUAGACGAUCUUUGGGGUAGAUCUCACAGCUCAUGGGUAGAAGUAUCCUUGUGCAAGAAGCCGAAGACGCUGUGUUGAGGUCAUGGUGGAUCUACAGUAGUGUGCAAGUUGAGAAUGACCGGAAGAAAGUAUGAGGUGGGAGGUUGAUAGGACGAGGCAAGGGGAAAGAUAUUCGGACGGCUGGAGGAUCAGACAAAAGACGUAGGUGUCAUCGAGGAAUACGCUGUGGAAACUGUGCCCAUGAUUUGUCCCAUAUCUACCUCUUUCCGUCUCUUUUUGCUCUACACAUACUGCUUCCAAGCUUCGGUGCUAUGUUCUUCGAUCUCGUGAGGCUUGCGGCGCGUCUCUUAAUCUUUUAAUCCCAGCUGUGUCUUCCCAGUCAUCU